GCCCGCCUAGACUUAUCGUGUUUUCCGGUACCGAUUGUGUAGUGACUGACUGCGCCUUUUCACACUCGUGGCGGCCUCAAACUUCAACUCCCGCUGCCACCAUGUUUCACUCUCGUCUGGUAAAUGUUCAACCACAAAGAGAGGACUUUUAGAGCAGUAUAGUUGAGCUUUAUUGCAAACUUCCGCUGCAGUUACAAACCUAGUUGCGCAUGCGCACUUUUUACGUCCUAUCCUUUCGAUUUACGUCAGUUGUGUUCUUGUCAUCUUUUACGCUCGCUGCAUACCAUUGUGGUCUUUUAGUCUGCAUUCAUUCCUUGAUUUUUACGUUCAUUCUUAUUCGUCAGUCGUAUGAAAAUAUACACUUUAUUAAAUAUUCUUGCAAGGAUGAAUUCGAUUUAGUGAACGCUGGAGCUUUUCGAGACAAGUUUAGCUUGCUAGUUAGCUUAGCAGCUUAGCUCUCUAGCUCCUAACAACACACACACCGCUAAGCAGAAAUCAGGUGUGAGAGUAAAGUGUUGUGAUUCUGCGAACAUGUGUAAAGUUCACAUGCUGAGAGAGUUUUGGAGAGACUAACUGCGUCUGUUGAAGAACGAGGAGGAACUUUGUCCAAUAAAAGAGGAGAAGGAGCGACAACAUCAACUACUUGGACGCUGUUUUCAAGAAACAUCAAGUUGUGUUACACAGAACAGCAGGAGUGUACCUCCAGGAUGAUGCAGGAGGAGCUACAGCCCCCCCAUAUUAAAAAAGAAGAGGAUUUGACACAGUCCCCACACAUUAAAGAGGAAGAAGAUACCCCACAGCCCCACCACAUAAAAGAGGAGGCCCAGCCGCCUAACUUUAAAGAGGAAGAUGAAGGGCCACAUCUCCCUCACAUUAAAGACGAAGAGGAGGAACACAGCAUCAGUCAGGAGGGAGAGCAUCUUGAAGGGUUAGACACAUUCCCAGUGAUUGGUGUCCCUGUGAAGAGUGAAGGUGAUGAGGUCAAAGGUGAAAGUGAGGAGAAGAGAGAGGCGGAGCCUCCAAGCAGCAGCUCAACAGAAGCUGAUGGAGACCACUGUGGAGGAUCACAAGCAGACAAGCUCUUAGCUCCACUAUCAGAUAGUGAGGACACAACGUCACACUCUCCUGACACUGAUGAUGAAGACUCUAAAGAUGAUAAGACAUGUCACACUGACAACACACACUUCACAUGUCCUCACUGCGACAAAACUUUUAGUUACCGUCGCAAUAUGAAAAGCCACAUGAGAACACACACUGGAGAAAAACCUUUUUCAUGUUCAAUCUGUGGUAAAAAAUAUACUCAAAGGCACCAUGUCAAAGAACACAUGAGAAUACACACUGGAGAAAAACCUUUUUCAUGUUCAAAAUGUGGUAAAAGCUUUCAACGAAAAGACGUGUUGAAAGAACACAUGAGAACACACACUGGAGAAAAACCUUUUUCCUGCUCAGAAUGUGGUAAAAGUUUUGUACGUCGUAGCUAUUUGAAAGGACACAUGAGAAUACACACUGGAGAAAAACGCAAUACCUGUUCAAUCUGUGGUAAAACCUUUGUAGAAAAACACAAUUUAAAAGUACACAUGAUAACACACACUGGAAACAAACUUUUUUCCUGUUCAGUAUGUGGUAAACAAUUCGCACGGAAACAAUAUUUGAAAGAACACAUGCAACUACACACUGGAGAGAGAACAGUUUCCUGCUCAGAAUGUGGUAAAGUUUGUACACAAAAACAUAAAUUAAAAGUCCACAUGAGAACACACACUGGAGAGAAAGUGUUUAGUUGCAGUGUGUGUAAUGAAAGAUUCUCUUAUAAGAAGCAGUGUAAGAAACACAAGUGUGCUGGUGAGAACAGCAGCAGAAAAUGAAGCUGCAGGAUUUGAAAUAAACUGUCAAAACUUUGUGAACUUUGACUUUCUAAUAUCAGCACAUACAACGUGUGAAAUGAUUGUUGUGUGUGUAACACUGUCGUGUUAAUAUGAUUCUUAUGUUUAUGGAUUAAUGUAUUUAUCUCAGUCAAGUACGUGCAUUAUUAUACAACUUUGUGUACAUUUAUUUUUAAAUAUAUGGUCUUUGAUCAAAAAUGUAAACGCUAAGCAACAGCUUAUUUUGACCAUUUUAUUAGCUUUUUAAAAUACAUUUUAAACAUUUAAGAAAUGUUAUGUAAAGUUAUGUAAACAUUCAUAUAUUGUUUUUACAUGUGUGUUGUGUGUUAAAUAUUUCCAUAUACAUAUUUUUGUAAAUGAUUGCAUAGAUGAACUCCUUUAUAUGAUGUACAUAUUUGUUUUACAUGUGUUCAUACUUUCCCUUUUGAGUACUCAUAAAUCCUUCUUAGUUCAUAUUUACUGGUUCACAUCUGAAACAUCUUCUGGAAGCAUAUUAUUAUUUACUUUAUACAUCAUUUGAACGGUUGUGUUUUAUACAAGAUCAUUUACUUUUAAAAUGUGUGACUUUUUGAAUCAUUUGUUGGGUCUCUAUAAUCUAUUCUAUUAAUUAUCUUUUUUACUCUCUUUUGUAGUAUGAAUAUUGUUUUGUGAUUAUUGUAUAUGUAUGUCCCCAGACCUUUAUGCAAUAAGCAAUGUAUGCUUCAGCUGAAGUUAGGUACAAUAAAUGUAGU
Molecule: messenger RNA, 2611 nt
Organism: Entelurus aequoreus (snake pipefish)
Lineage: Eukaryota; Metazoa; Chordata; Actinopteri; Syngnathiformes; Syngnathidae
Product: gastrula zinc finger protein XlCGF8.2DB-like
Exons: 2
Coding region: 708-1862 (384 amino acids)
Biological process (GO): regulation of transcription by RNA polymerase II
Cellular component (GO): nucleus
Molecular function (GO): DNA-binding transcription factor activity, RNA polymerase II-specific; RNA polymerase II cis-regulatory region sequence-specific DNA binding
Source: RefSeq, a predicted model, not a curated record